Messenger RNA from Medicago truncatula (barrel medic), 785 nucleotides. RefSeq lists its product as uncharacterized. The record is from RefSeq and is a predicted model, not a curated record. The coding region runs from base 27 to 668 and encodes 213 amino acids. The transcript has 3 exons. Lineage: Eukaryota; Viridiplantae; Streptophyta; Magnoliopsida; Fabales; Fabaceae.
AAACCAACGACGAUUCCAAACCAAAAAUGAAACAAAAGCGCAACAAGGCAACCAAAAUGGGCAUGGGUAGAGAAACACAGACUCAAUUCAGACAAAACCGAGCUUUCGGUACCCCUUGGAACACAAACGAUAACAUUCCGAAAAAGCCCAUUUCGGACAACAUUACCACCAAACCAAAACCUGCAGUUCCACAUAAACAACCCAAACAACCAAUUCCAGCAACACAAGUUCCCACUGAAAUCACCACUUUAACACAACCUAAUGAUAAAAAAUCACCAGAAAAUGUCAAGCCCAUAAAGAACAAGAAGAGUGACACAUUCCCACAAAAGUUGGCAGAAAAAGCAAUGUUAAAGGAAAGUGAUUCUGCAGAGGAGCCUAAAACUCCAGCAACAACUUCUCAUGGUAGAGGCAAGAGUAAAGUGCAAGCUACACCGUUUUACAGCGCAGUAAAUUGUAGCAAAUGUCGUUUUGAUAAGCUUGAGACUUCAUCUUAUUGGAUUGGACAAAUCAAAUUGGCAGAGUCUGUUGGGAAACACUUUGUUGCCUCUGGAUUCUUCAAGCUUGCUUUGAAAUCUCAGGCUGAGUCUAUUAGGAACCUUCGGAUUGAGCUUAAAAGGUAUUUGUCAAGGCAUGGGCACCUCUCCGACCACAUGAAUCAUGAUUCAUGAUGUAUUACAUGCAGGAAAAAUGAAAGUGAAAUGAGUAUAAUUAAUCUGUACUUGAAAAUAACAAAUACACAUAUAUUCAAAACUCUUACGCAUUCGGUUAUUGUACUCUUGCUUAUG